This is a messenger RNA of Aspergillus pseudonomiae, 3010 nucleotides long. Its product is annotated as CeGAL family transcription factor. The record is from RefSeq and is a predicted model, not a curated record. Gene Ontology annotation, biological process: DNA-templated transcription; regulation of DNA-templated transcription. NCBI's taxonomy places the organism in Eukaryota, Fungi, Ascomycota, Eurotiomycetes, Eurotiales, Aspergillaceae. Gene Ontology annotation, molecular function: DNA-binding transcription factor activity, RNA polymerase II-specific; DNA binding; zinc ion binding. The transcript has 3 exons. The coding region runs from base 117 to 2684 and encodes 855 amino acids.
GAUGCUAAAAGCUACAGCCAUGGGGUAUGAUCUGUCCAUUUGAGCACUGAAGCAAAUAUCCUACUUUCCGUGCAUGUUCACGUGUUUAUGCUCCUAAUAACGUGCAGGACACUCCGAUGGCCCCGCCACCCGCACAUGACAUAGAUCAUCUCUUAGGUAGCAGAAAAAUGGCCAUACCAAGACUGGCAGAAGGAUCUGAGUCUGCUUUUACCUCGCCCGGGAGGUUCCAUCGUCGCCAUGUUAGUCGAGCAUGCGAAUCUUGCAGGCAGAGGAAGACAAAAUGCACGGGUGAUAAGUCAGGUUGCCGGAAUUGUAAGGAAGCAGGUAUUAUAUGUUGUUAUACUGACGGAAAGCGAGAGAAAUCUAAAAGGUUAGUGGCAUUGUUUGAUUUCAUCUUCUACGUCCUUGGUGCCUUGAACAUGCCAACAUUCAUAAACAUCUUUCAAAGACAGAUGGCUAGCUUAGAAGGGAAGAUACAGGCCUAUGAAGAUGUCCUUAGAAAACUGAGCAGUCGAUUCGGUAUCUCUGAUGAGCAGCUGAUGAGUUUUGCACUGGCAGAUUCAGCUGCUGAAUCGACCGCACAGCCUGAUCCAUAUGCCGCUACGCCGGAGGAUAGGAAGUUCUUUUGGGCCUUGGGCUCAGAGCCCUAUCUUUCAGCUACUUCGCUUGUGUCGCAUGUUGCCGCCCACACCGAUGAAGAUUUUAAUCGGGAUCACUUCACACGGGCUACGGGUUUCAUUGGUAAAAGCUCCGAGGUCUCAUGGCUGCAGAUGUUAAGCAAAUAUGUGGACUCUGGGUGCGAGGUAUGUCAUCCAGUUUCUGGUAUAUCUUCACCGGCUUUGACAUCCUACUGUGAUGGGCCGAUAGCUUCGUCAAAUUAUCACCUUGACGACUUCGACAUGCCUACCAUUGAGCGACUCGACACAUUCGAGCUCCCGUCUAAGGACACUGCUACAAAACUUUUCAAUGCGUACUUGAGUUCUGUACAUCCUUCAUUUCCCAUAAUCGGAAUUUCGACAUUUGCAUCACAAUUUCAAGCUUUCUUCAAUAACCCGUCCCUGAAACCAGGAAACAAGUGGCUUGCCAUAUUGAACCUCAUCUUUGCUAUUGGUGCAAGAUAUGCUCAUUUGACCAAUGCAGAAUGGAGAAGGGAUAGGGAUGAUCACUAUUCAUACUUCAUAAGAGCGAGAAACAUGAGUCUUGAGGGCCAACUGCUGCACCACUCUGAUCUACAACAGUUACAAGUUGAAGGGUUGGCGUCGUUCUAUAUGUUAUCAUCCGGCCAUAUGAAUCGGUCAUGGAAGCUCUGUGGUAGUGCUGUGCGAAGUGCACUGAGCCUUGGGUUGCAUUUACGCAAUAUAGGGACAUGCACUUCCGACACAUCUAAAGAAAUAAGAUACCGUGUGUGGUGGGCUUUAUACACACUCGAGCAUCGUCUCAGUGUGAUGACAGGCCGACCCUCCUGCAUCAUAGAUGGCGCCUGCACGACCCCUCUCCCUGUCCCUUUCGAUGAGAGCGACUUUCGCAAAGAAUCGGUAAUGCACCUCAUAAGUCGUUCCACACUAGAGGGCCUUAGCCAACCCGGUCUGGCCUUGAAUUCUUCGCCUAAUCCAGACCCCAAGGACACAGGUAAAGGGAUAGAGAGCGCAGAUGCAAACGCCGCUGCACCGUGCAAGUCACUAUACUUCUUGCAGUUGGUAAAAUUGACUUCAAUUGCGAAAAGGAUGACAAACAAACUCUACAGCCCUGAUGGGGUGGAAAAGCCUUGGUCAAGUAUGGAAUUUGCGAUACGAGGACUCAUGCUUGAUCUUGAUUCCUGGCUUAUAAAUCUGCCCACUGCUUACGAUUUUACCUCUACACACACUUCGCAAGGCUCGGCAACCCACAGAAUGAGCCUAGCUCUCACAUUUUACAGUACGAAGAUUGGGAUCACAAAGCCGUGCCUUCGCCGUAUAGAGUCAAGUGCACUUGGUGAUAAAUCGGAAGAAUUCUGCAGGAAGGCUGCAGUUGAAUGUGUAGAAUCAGCUUGCCAUUUGUUGAGACUAUUUCCUGAGCCUCUGGAAGCGGCAUUACUUCACAAAUUGUCUCCAUGGUGGUGCAUAUUACAUUUCCUUAUGCAAGCAACUGCCAUCUUGUUGAUUGAGCUUUCUUUCCAUGUCCAACACGUUCCUGAAAAAGCGGCCAUGGUGUCAAAGGCAGUUAAGAAGUCCUACGAUUGGCUGUCAGUUAUGUCUGAGACUAGUAUGGCCUCGGAAAAAGCUCGGAGAAUGUGUGAUGAGUUCCUGCGCCGACUUGGCUUCAACGACGGUACUGAGAUCCACAGCUUCCCUUGUAUAGCGGGCCUUACUUCACAGAACUCGCCCGAUGACGAACUUCACGAUCCACGUCACAGAUCCACAAGAGUAGCCACCCCCAAUGGUAUCCCAAGCAGAGAAGGUUCUAUGCCAUUGUCACCGGUAGACCAUUCCAGUGCCGCAUUUGCCCGGCCAUCGUCAGUUGACCUGGAAGUCCCGGAGACACAUGAAUUUGAGCAAGAUGAGAAAAUUUUCGCUGUCCACAAUCUUUAUGACAGCUAUUUACCCUACGACCCUAACACGGGUCAGAUAACCGGUUCAUUUUUCCCUUCCGAAGAUGACAUUGAUAUCAGACUGGGGCCAUAUAAUUGGGAUGAAACGAUGGGAUGACAACUAUUACAAACAGCCGGCAUCAGCAUCUCCAGUGAUUCGAAAUGGCCCCAGAUAGCACAAUGCAUCAUAUAUCUUUCAAGUAAUAUGGAGCUUUCAACCUUUACACCUGUUGAAUCAAGGUCAUGCUCAUGGAACACUAAUCUUCAAAGAACUUCUGCAACACACGUUGUCUUUCGCUAGCCCCAUAUCCUUGAUUACAAGCUACUGUUGAUUUAACUAUUUAAUGUCUAAUGGCCCUCUCCCAGUACUCGACUAAUGGAUGGCGGCGGUGCCUGUUCGUCGCCUGUCCGUCUUCAUACAUGACAGACACGAGGAAAAUAAGU